CCUCGGGCGGUUCGGGGUUGGCGUCGCUCCGGUCCUACGGCGGCCUGGCGUCAAGGGGCGCCGCUCCUGUCCGGAAUACCCGGGGGAGCCACCGGGGGCGCUCCCUUCUCACAGUCCGCCUUCCCCGCGUUGGCGGCCGGACGGGACCCCGAGGAGGCGGCCGUCCCUCCCCCGAUAGACUUCUCCUGGCGCGGAGGCUCGUCGCGGGCCAUGGCGGCGGAGGGCGGGCCCGAGGAGGAGGCCGGGCGUCGCGCGCCCCCGCCCCGUUACGCCGUCAUCAAGCGGGCCGGGAGACGUGGCGGCGCCCCGUUCGGCUUCCUGGCGCGGGCCCGACCCGGAGCCGAGCUCGGCCCCGCCUCAGGCAGGCAGGCCCGGCCGCCGGGGAGGGGAUGUCGUCGGCCAGCGAAGGCCCCGCCGCCGCCCCGCCGCCCGCACAGGAGAGCGGAGCGCCCCCCGCCGCCGCCCCCCGCAUGGCCCGGCGACCCGAGGUGCUGUGCGGCGCCGCCGUGGUGCUGGGCUGCGCCUGCCUGCUAGCGCUGCGGGCCUCGUGCAGCCGUGCAAAAGAUGUGACGAUGCCUGCCAAGCUGCCUGUCAGCUUCUUCCCUUCGACGUCACCAGUCCACGAUCUCUUUCUUGGGCAGCUGGAUCAAGCGGAGGACAUCCGUCAAAGUUCAGAGAUCUCGCUGUUUUUUUUCUACGCUCCAUGGUGCGGCCAGUCAGCCGCUGUGCGGGAAGAGAUCGAGCAAGUGGCAAAGAGCCUGGCGGACCAGGUGUUGUUUGUAGCCAUCAACUGCUGGUGGAACCAAGGGAAAUGCAGAAAACAGAAGCAUUUUUUCUACUUUCCCGUGAUAUACUUGUACCAUCAGAGCUUUGGGCCCAUCGAAUACAAAGGGCCGAUGAAUGCUGUUUACAUUGAGAAAUUUGUCCGUCGAGUGAUGACUCCCCUUCACUACGUCUCAUCUCAGUCCAAACUGCAGCAGUUCCUCUCCAGUUACGAGCCUGGCAUCUUGGGAUACUUUGAGUUCAACGCUUCUCCCCAGCCCCCCGGCUACCUGACCUUCUUCGCUUCAGCGCUGCACUCCUUAAACAAAGAUUACCUGGGAACCAUUCACUUUGGGGUGAUCACCGAUAGGCUGCUUGCCAAGGAAAUCGCGCUGACCAACUCCGGCACCAUCUACUUGCAUAGACACGUCAACACAUCCCUUCUUUAUCCCCACGAAACCCUGAACUUCACUGCUGAAAAUGUUUGGAAGUGGGCCAUGGAGAACCGGGAGACCUUCCUCCGCUGGCUGAGACCCCACGGGGGGAAGAGCCUUCUGCUGUACAAUGAGCUGAAGAAGGGGCCGGCCCUUUUCCUCUUCCUGCCCUUCGAUCCACUGGCCGAGAGCCACCCCCUCCUGGAUGAGAUUUCCAAACUGGCCUUAGAGUACAAGAGCUGCAACCGAAGCCAGCAAGAGGACGUGGAGCCCCGGUCCCUGCAGGGAGGGGAUCCCCUAGUGGCUGCCAGUCUCCGCCUCCCCACAGCUGAAAGCUCCUCCAGCCCCCCCUGCUGCAACACAGUGUUGCUGCCUGCCCAGUGGCAUGGCCUCUCCCGGACCCACAACGUCUGCGAGCUGUGCGUCAACCAGACAGGUGGGGUGCAGCCGAGCCCCCUGGUGCGCCUGCGCUGCAGCUUUGUGGCCAUCAAGGCAGCCGUGGACUCUUUCUACCUCAAGAAACAGACCUUCUUCCACGUCGUGUCCAAGACAGUCUCCUGGUGCAGCAACUUCCUCAGCUUCUACAGCCCUUUCAGCUCCUACACUGCCUGCUGCAGGACUGUGAACAGGGACCUGUUGGACUUGGUCAGGGCCAAAGGGGCCCCUUUCCACCCGUGGGAAGUCUCCCUUGCUCCCCAUGGAAAGAGCCGGAAGGAGGGCACUCCCGAAUCUCUUCCUCACAUUGAGGAGCAGGCUGUCCUCUCUGGCUCUGCCGUGGCCGGUCUCGGCUGCAGGACCAACAAGACCCUCAACCUCUACCUGCUGGACUCAAACCUCUUCUGGAAGUACGCGGAGAGGCUGGGGGCCUCUGAUUCUCCCCCGGCGAAGGAGUUUGCUGCCAUCGUGGACCUCCAAGAAGAGGUGCAUUACGUCCUGGGCCAGAAACGGGCCCUCUUCAGAGCCAGUCUUGAAACCUUCAUCCGCAACUACACUGUCCUAUUCAGCCCCUUGAAGAGGCAUCUUGUCGGUGACCCCCGGCCCAGCCAGACCCGCCUGCAGCAGCACCUGGUUCAGGAAAUCACCACCAGCAAUUUCCAGGAGCUGAUUCUGAGGAGCCCAAAGGUGACUCUGGCACGGCACCCACAGCUGGUUCUGGGGACUGCUUUGCAUCCAAAGGCUGUCCUGCUGCUCUAUUACGCCCCCUGGUGCGGCUUCUGCGCCUCUCUCAGCCACAUCUUCAUCCAGCUGGCUCGGAUUCUGCCCCCCAAGCGCUUCAUGGUGGCCAGGAUCGACGUUUCUCAGAACGAUCUCCCCUGGGAAUUCAUGACCGACCACCUACCCAACAUCCUCUUUUUUCCUCAUGAUCGCAAGGACCAGAGCUCCAGGUUCCCUGCGACUUCCCUGAUUAGCGUGCCCAACCUCCUGAAAUUCAUCCUCCGCCACUCCAACCCACCUUUCCUGGCUGCAGGUUGGGGGCCCGGCCUCUGGCAAGAGACUGACCUCCAACAGGCACGCAUCACCCACUUGGAAAAGGAGAUCAGGCUGCUGAAGGCAGAGAUCUGGGCCCUCCACCAGGCCCAGGGGCAGCUGCAGGGACAGCUGUCCGAAACCCGGAGCGAGAGCCAGCGGCUGCAGCGAGAGACCCACGCCCUGAAGCAGCAGCAGAGCCACCAGGAGCAGCUGCAGGGGUUGUGCAGCCAGAGGACCUGGCAGCUGGAGGACAUGGCCGAGAAGCUGCGGAAGCUGGCUGAGGCCUCGGAGACCCUCCUGACUGAGAAUGCCUUCCUGAAAGUCCUGCUGGCCAUUGCAGAGAAACACCGGGCAGCAGAAUUGGGCUCGGAACGCAGCCACCCGCCUGAGGACGCCGCAGGCCUCCCAUCCCCUGGACGGGACAACUUUCCCCAGGUGGAGAAGGAGGGGGCUGCCCCGCUGGACUCCAGGGUCCCCACAGAGCACAGCAAGGAGAAUUGGACAGAGUAGCUCUGCUGAGCCUGGAAUAAACUUUAUUGAAAUGUCUCUAGAAAGCCUCCCUCCUUUUGCUGGACUAGAAAAACAACAGUAUUUUUUUGAUGAGUCAUGGACCCAGAGUGGCAGGUCUCAGGAUUUGUGAAUUUGUCAAAUUGCAGGGAUUGUUCUUUGCACUUUAAAAUUGCACUAAUUUGAUAGAUUUUGUAUCAGUUUAACCUAAAUUAAACAAUUUGGAGGGUG
Messenger RNA from Ahaetulla prasina, 3404 nucleotides. It is a transcript of the gene TXNDC11, whose product is annotated as thioredoxin domain containing 11. NCBI's taxonomy places the organism in Eukaryota, Metazoa, Chordata, Lepidosauria, Squamata, Colubridae. The coding region runs from base 390 to 3176 and encodes 928 amino acids. The transcript has 12 exons. The record is from RefSeq and is a predicted model, not a curated record.